AUGUCGUCUGAGAAAACAUCCGCCUUCUCUGAGCCGAGCUACGCCAAGUCUGACAAGGCAAAAACCGAUUAUCCAUGGUAUUCUCCUAACAUUGACAAAUAUCUGGUCCCAGAAACGCAAAAGCUGCUAGAGGAGUAUAGUAAAAUACCCCGGGACAAGCAGUCGGAACAUGUGCAUGAGAUGCGUGACCAAGCGUGGGCUAUUCGCUCCUAUCCUUGCACUGGACUAGGGGUCUGGCUUGUGCCAUUCAUUUCAACCCUUCCAGCCUAUCCCACACUUCUCGAACGUCUGAAAGGCACCUCCAACGGCGGUAGUGGUGAAAGACUGAUUGAUAUUGGCUGUUUUCUUGGCAGCGAUCUACGCCGUCUCGCAUUUGACGGUGCGCCCACGGAGAAUCUGUACGGAGUCGACAUUGUCAGUCACUGGGACGUGGGCUUCGCUCUCUAUCGUGACCAGGAUACGUUCAAAGCGCAUUUUAUUGAAGGCGACAUGCUCUCGAUCAACGAAGAUCCUGAUGCUGGUAGUGGUGAAACCACACCCUUACAAGCCCUUUGCGGCACAGCAGACAUUGUCUCAAUUUCGGCAGUGCUUCACCAAUGGGACUGGGAGGAUCAAAUAAAAGCUGCAAAAAAAGUGGCUGCUUUAACGAAAGGACCAGAUGCUUUGGUAGUUGGUUAUCAGAUUGGAAAUGUUGAAGCCAAGCAGAUAUGGAAUAAAGCACUGCAAUUGCAUCAUUGGAGACACACGCCAGAGUCGUUUGCAAAAUUCUGGGAUCAGGUUGGGGCUGAGACAGGCACGGCGUGGAAGACAGAGGGCAAAUUGUUGUCCUUUGAGGAGAUGGGUUGGGAUCCUGAGGAUAAUAGGUGGAUGGAGCCUGGGGAUAAGGCGCUCAAUUUUGUCGUUACGAGGUUGAAGUAG
This is a messenger RNA of Talaromyces atroroseus, 918 nucleotides long. RefSeq lists its product as hypothetical. NCBI's taxonomy places the organism in Eukaryota, Fungi, Ascomycota, Eurotiomycetes, Eurotiales, Trichocomaceae. The transcript is spliced from 3 exons. The record is from RefSeq and is a predicted model, not a curated record. The coding region runs from base 1 to 918 and encodes 305 amino acids.